Peniophora sp. CBMAI 1063 is the source of this 4278-nucleotide messenger RNA. NCBI's taxonomy places the organism in Eukaryota, Fungi, Basidiomycota, Agaricomycetes, Russulales, Peniophoraceae. The record is from the annotation of a GenBank genome assembly.
AUGAAGCUGAAGGAGAUCCAUCGCACAUCUACCUUUGCGUGGUCUCCGCACGCGAGCGUGCCGUUGCUGGCGACGGGUACGGUCGCCGGUGCGCUCGACGAAUCCUUCAGCAAUGAGAGCCAACUUGAGAUCUGGGCUCCUGCGUUUAUGGACAAGCAAGAAUACGAGCUCGGCGGUGAAGGUCAAUCUGGGCCGAAAGGAACUGUAACAACUGGCGCGCGCUUCAACAAGCUUGCAUGGGGAUUCCCUGAUGCCGCGAGUCGGCCAAGUGGUGUCAUCGCGAGCGGCAUGGAUAAUGGGGAACUUGCGAUCUGGGACCCCGACCGGAUUGUGGCGGGUCACGAAGACGCGUCGAUAUUCAAGAACUCAACACAUACCGGUCCUGUGCGCGGACUCGACUUCAACCCGAUCCAGCCAAAUCUACUCGGAAGCGGUGCUGUUGGCGGCGAGAUCUUCAUCUGGAAUAUGCUCGACCCGGCGAAACCCUAUUCGCCCGGUGCGAAGAGCAAUAAGCUCGAAGAUAUCUCAGCGCUUGCGUGGAAUAAUCAGGUCGCACAUGUACUCGCUUCAGCAUCGACAUCGGGAUAUACCGUCGUCUGGGAUCUGCGCCACAAGCGCGAAGUCGUUGCGCUCACUUACGGCGCCGGAGGUGGUCCUGUCAUGGGUGGCGUGCAAGGAGGUCUUGCCUACGGCGCGCGUCGCGGCAUGAGCGACGUCGCCUGGCAUCCGGAGAACGCGACGCGCCUUGUCACAUCGUCCGAGGACGAUGCUUCGCCUGUUAUCAUGGUCUGGGACCUUCGUAACGCCCGCGCUCCGGAGAAGAUCCUGACAGGUCACGAAAAAGGAGUCCUCUCACUAUCGUGGUGCAAGCAGGAUCCCGAUCUAUUGCUCUCGUCCGGAAAGGAUAACCGUGCGUUGUGUUGGAACCCGCAAACGUCCGAGAUCAUUGGAGAGCUCCCUUCGGCUUCGAACUGGGCGUUCCAGGUCGACUGGUGUCCGCGCAACCCGGACUUGCUCGCUACGGCCUUCUUCGACGGGACCAUCGGCAUCCACAGCAUCCAGUCCCCUGCAGACGGCGCGGAUGGUCAAAUCCCAAUCCACACACCUCGUCCGGAUGGCGCAGACGUGUUCGAUGACCUCGGUUCUGCGCGCCACUCUCAGGCAACGUUCAGUCUCAAGCAGCCGCCGAAAUGGCUUCGCCGACCCGUGUCCGCUUCCUUCGGUUAUGGCGGUCGUCUGGUCUCUGUCUCCAACCUUCCAUCUGCGAGCGGAACCCACCAAUCUGGCGCCGUCCAUCUGCGUACUGUCGUCACCGAGGACGAUGUCGUUGAGCGCGCGAGCAAACUGCGCGACGCAGAGGCUGCCGGUACACUCUCCGCUCUCGCCGAGGAACGCUCUCAAGAGGGCGACACCUGGAAAGCGCUUCUCACGCUCUUCCGUGCCGAUUCCCGCGACGAACUCAUCACACUACUCGGCUUCUCCAAGGCCGACAUUGCCGCGAAAGUCGCCGAGGCUGUCGAGAAGCUCAAGGCGCAGCGAGAAUCCGAUGCGCAGGAGCAAGAGGAUGAUGAGAGCACACCGCCAAAGAGCCCAGUCGAACUUGCAGACGACGUGAAUAAGACGCCGCAUGAGCCUGUCGUCAGCUUCGCCGAGCCUGAGGCUUCAGACGAGGCGCCUGAGCUCACCCCGAGCGAGGUCUCUGCAUCUGCCACGAGCGACGCUGCUGGCGUGCCAGCGGAUGGCGAAAGCACGACCACGGCACCCAGCCUUUUCGGCGACGAUAUCGGCGCCGGAGCGGGUACGCCACAGCUCGGCGGUGCAGACGCGGACUUCUUCUCGACCAUCGGACUCGCCCCGCCGGGCGGCGACACUGCGCCGAACGUCCCGCACACGAACUAUGGCUUGGACAGCUCCGUGGCCGCGACUAUUGGCAGUGGACCCAGCAGUGUGGCCAGUGAGCGCGCGGGGCUUGAAGGCCCUGCACAGACGACGUUCAGGAUUUACCCUGCCGGAGAGAGCGAGACGGACAGGCUCGUCACCCGUGCACUCGUAGUCGGCGACUUCGAUAGUGCCGUCGCGCUUUGCCUUGGCGCGGGUCGCUACGCAGACGCAAUUCUGCUAGCGGCACGCGGCGGGCCUGAGCUUCUGCAGCGCACGCAGACAGCCUACUUUGCCGCGCACACAGCCCAACUACCGUACCUCCGCCUGUUCCAGAGUGUCGUCACCAACGAUCUUGCCGACGUCGUACAAAACGCAGAUCUUGCAGAGUGGACGGAGAUAUUUGUCGUGUUGUGCACGUUCGCCAGUUGCGACGAGUUCGCUGGUCUCGCCGAGCAACUCGGUCGCCGCCUUGAGUUCGCAGGCGCGCUUUUGCCCAAGGAGAAGGUUGCGGAGCGUGAACAGGCGCAUCGCAACGCCAUGCUUGCCUACCUCGCAGCGGGUCGCCUUGAACGACUCGUCGCUCUUUGGACGGAUGAGCUAGCAGCGGACGAGCGCUCGUUGCUCGAGUCCGGCGCGGCAGCCAGCGCUUAUGCGGCCCAUGCACGUGCCCUUGCCGCAUUCAUAGAGAAGGUCGCCCUCUUCCGUGCCGCUACGCGUUACGCUGACACGGACAUGGGUCUCAACGGCGGCGAUGAUGGAGAGACAACCUUCCGCCUUGCUGCGCUGUACGAUCGCUACGUCGAGUAUGCCGACUUACUUGCCACUCAAGGUGCUCUCGACGUGGCCAACGCGUAUGUCACGCUUGUUCCGCCUGCGUACGCGAGCGCGCUCGACAUCGUCGGUGGUCGUGAGCGCAUCGUGAAGGCCGCUAGCAAAGGGCCUGCCAAGGUUGCCUCGACUUCGACGACCAAGGCUAAGGCGACAUACGGCGCGCCUGCGUAUGGUGCGGCUCCUGCGGCUGCUCCUGGUCCUUACGGCGCGCCUGCUCCGGCUGUACCUGCUUAUGGCGUACCUCCGCCUGCUCCUACUACGUCUACUGGGCCGUAUGGCGCUCCUGCUCCAUCUGGUCCCUAUGGCGCACCUCCUGCUCCUGCUGGUCCCUACGGUGCCCCGUCUGCUCCGCCCUCCGGCCCGUAUGGCGCGCCUCCUGCUCCAUCCGGUCCUUAUGGCGCACCUGCACCCUCUGGUCCUUAUGGCGCUGCGCCAGGCCCCUCGGGCCCGUAUGGUGCUCCCGCUCCCUCUGGACCUCCACCUCCUGGCCCGUACGGCGGCAACUCGCAGUACGGCGGCACACCCCAGAUGGUUCCGCCUCCCCGUCCUUUCAGCAACCAGCCUCCUCCGCCCAGCGUACCGAUCAAGCGCGACGCAGGCGGCUGGAACGACGCACCCUCAACACUUCCCGAGCGUCGUACGCCUGGACCAGCAGCGAGCAAGCCUCCAUCGGCUAUCACCGCGCCAUUCCCAGGCGGCCAGACCGCAGGUGUGAUGAGCCCUACGCUUCGGCAGGUAGCGGGUAUGAGCCCUCCGCUUCGUGGCGCCAGCCCUGUGGCGCCUCCGCCUCGCCCUGGUAGUCGUUCGGCGAGCGCCGCUCCCCCGCCCCCGCAGCGUGGGCAUGUCACUGCUCCGCCGCGCGCGACGCCUCCGCCACCUGCCGGCGCUUAUGCGCCUCCCCGGCCGCCGUCGAACGCAGGCGCUAGCCCGUACGCUCCUCCACAGUCGCAGGGAGCAAGCCCGUACGCCCCUCCGCAGGCCGCUAACACUGGUCCGUACGCGCCGCCGCCGAACGCGAAUGCGGGCCCGUAUGGCGCGCCGCCGCCCGGUCCCGUGCCGAACGCCAAUGCUGGCCCAUACCGUCCGCAACAACCCUCGACUGGCCCAUAUGCACCUCCGCCGGGCGCUCAGGGUGGCAUUGCGCCGCCACCAGGUGGAUCCCUUGCGCCUGCUGCAGCUCCUGCACCCGCUCCUGCGCCUCCCCCGAAGCCCGCCGCGCCUGCUGGACCGAAGUACCCUCCGGGUGACCGCAGUCACAUCCCUGCGUCGUUGGAACCUGCAUACGCGACGAUCACAGGCAUACUGGGCCAACUCCGCGCCGCGUUCCCCGCGCAAAAGAGGCUGCUCGACGACGUCGAGAAGCGCUUGAACCCGUUGUUCGACGCUAUGAACUGCGAAACUCUUCCGGAUCCCGUCGUGGAGAAGCUUCUGGUCAUGACUCAAGCGAUGCGCGCGGGCGACAAGCCAACUGCCCUGGAUAUCCAUGUCGAAAUGCUCACAAGCAGCAUGGGCGCGAACAUCUCUGGCUGGAUGUCCGGUCUCAAGCAGCUUAUUCAGCGUAUGUAG